Messenger RNA from Aureobasidium vineae, 699 nucleotides. The record is from the annotation of a GenBank genome assembly. Lineage: Eukaryota; Fungi; Ascomycota; Dothideomycetes; Dothideales; Saccotheciaceae.
AUGUCGGAACAGCCCAAGCCUCUCCCUUUUGUCUACCAGUUCAUCGCUGGUGCCGUCGCUGGUGUCUCCGAGGUGCAUCCAUCUCAACAAUACAGCUCUCACCCGAAUGUCACUGACAUAUAUCUANNGAUUCUUGUCAUGUACCCAUUGGAUGUCGUAAAGACACGAAUCCAGCUUCAGAGCUCGACCGCUACUGGUGAAGAGGCCUACAACAGCAUGGUCGAUUGCUUCCGCAAGAUUGUCCGCAAUGAAGGUUUCUCGAGGCUGUACAGAGGUAUUGAGGCUCCCAUCCUCAUGGAAGCCCCCAAGAGAGCAACCAAGUUCGCUGCAAACGACGAGUGGGGCAAGUUCUACCGCAAUCUCUUCGGCGUACCCCAAAUGACCCAAGGUCUCUCCGUCCUGACCGGCGCUACCGCUGGUGCCACUGAGUCUUUCGUCGUCGUUCCCUUCGAGUUGGUCAAGAUCCGUCUGCAAGACAAGGCACAAUCACACAAGUACAACGGUUUGGUAGACUGCGUGCGCAAGGUCGUUCAGCAAGAAGGUGUUCUCACCCUGUACCAAGGUCUGGAGAGCACCAUGUGGAGACACAUCUUGUGGAACGCCGGUUACUUUGGCUGCAUCUUCCAGGUUCGCGAACUUCUUCCCAAGGCCGACAACAAGAACUUCCAAGCCUCCAAGAGUCCAACCCAGAAGACGUAA